Molecule: messenger RNA, 1602 nt
Organism: Pedinophyceae sp. YPF-701
Lineage: Eukaryota; Viridiplantae; Chlorophyta; Pedinophyceae
Source: the annotation of a GenBank genome assembly
AUGCGGACCGGUCGUCGGAUCACCACCGCCAGCCUGCUCGUUCUCGCGACAGAUGCCCUGCUGGUUGGUUGGGGCCCCAGCGCGCUCGUGCUCGUGCGCGCCACGCGCGACUUCGACGGUCCCGCUGGCUUGAUGCCCCAGGUCGUCCUGGAGACCGAGGGCGUUAUCCUGCACGACACGGACGUCCGCGGUGUCCUCAGAUGCAGCGCCGGGUGUCCCCCGGACGCGGGGUUCGACACCGCCGUGGAGGUCGAGUACCGCGGACGCACGAGCCGCAUCCUGCCGAAGAGGUCCAUGUCGAUCGAGACGUUCGCGCACCCGCUCGACGGCGCGCACGACACAAGGCAGGACGUGAGCCUGCUCGGGAUGCCAGCGCACGACCGGUGGGUGCUGCACGGGCCGUACCUCGACCAUACCCUCGUGCGCAACGCGCUCUCCUUCGACCUCGCCGCCGCGACGGGGCAGUGGGCCCCGCGCGCGCGGUUCGUCGAGCUGUUCGUCGCGCAGGGCGCAGCGACGCUCCUGCACCAACCUGCACAGCAAGGGCAGGGCGCCCAGGCCGGGGAGUACAUGGGCGUGUACCUGCUCUGCGAGAAGCCCAGCGCGGGCCUCGCGCGGGUGCCGCUCGGUCGCGACGGCGCGCUGCUGGAGGCGCACAACGUGGUGUCUGACAGCAACUGGGAGAUGCUGUGCAACGCAACGCCGGGCUGCCGGGACGCGCCGCCGCCGACGGCGGGCUCUGCGCUGUCGUCGCUGCAGAACCUCGCGGGCGCGUUCACGGGCUGGUUUUCGCGCAGCACGCGCGCCUUGCUGGGCAGGCACACCAGGACGGUCGAAAUCGGCCCGACGGCGUUCGAGAUCAAGUUGCCGAGAGGUCAGGAGGCAGCCGACGCUGCGGCUGUCUGGGUGGACAAGUAUCUGCGGGACACAGACGACGCGGUGCUCGCACAGACGGGGAACGAAGGCUGUGGGCUCACACGCGCGGGGUGGUUCGGGGCCCCGGCCGCAUCGGGAGGGUGCGCCGAGGAACGCGGCGGGAGGUGGCGCGAGCUCCUCGACAGCGGCUCCCUCGUCGACUACGUCCUCCACGCGGAGCUCAUUCAAAACGGCGACGCAUACAUAUCCUCCACCUACAUGUCGCUCGCCUCGGAGUCCGGCCCGCUGCGCUUUGGGCCCGUCUGGGACGCGAACAUCGCGAUGGGGAACGACCAGAAGCUGCCCAGCACCGCCGCGGGCCUGUCGGGGCGAGGGUCGGGCCUGCGCUUCGCAGACCCCCCCACGCUGAGCCUGAGCCGGGUCGCGCGGUGGAUCCACGCGCUGUAUCAGGAACGCGGCUUCCGCGCGGAGCUGCAGCGGCGGUGGCGGGCCCUGCGCGCGGGCGCGUGGAGGGACGAGGCGCUCGUGGCCAUGGUCCGGCGACGUGCGGCCGAGAUCGGCCCGGACGCCGCGCGGGACAACGCGGAGCGCUGGCCGCCCGCGCAGGUCUGGAGCGGCAUCCCGCAGGUCCGCCCGAAGAGCUACGCGGGCUCGUGGGCGCAGGAGGUCGCCUUCCUGGAGAGCUGGCUGCGCAGACGGGCAGCCUGGCUGGACGCGAACCUGUGA